Molecule: messenger RNA, 1394 nt
Organism: Hyalella azteca
Lineage: Eukaryota; Metazoa; Arthropoda; Malacostraca; Amphipoda; Hyalellidae
Exons: 3
Coding region: 977-1387 (136 amino acids)
Source: RefSeq, a predicted model, not a curated record
AUUUGUGUGUUGGUUUUUUAUUUGUGGUGACACGAUUUGGUCGAACAAUAUUAUUUUGUGUCAUUGAUGUUUUAUGUAAUUGCAAUAUGAUUCGUUUAAAUCCUGUAAUCGCUUGGUUAUAAAUUUAAUCUCCCUCUAUUGUAGCUCCUCUAUUCUUAUCAAAACAUAACUUAUGCGAAAUUUAAAAUGAUGCUUUGUUUCAGGCUUUGAAAUACAGCUCAAGAAAAGGCUCUGAGCUAGAGACGUCGUUUUGAAUUGAGUUGUUACAUUUAACACUUUUGAUUGUAACUCAAAAUGUGAGAUGAGAAGCCGACAUGAUUAAACAACAGGAGUUUCAACAGCAUUUUGGGCGCGAUAGUUGUUCUUAUACUGUACAACUAUUUGCGUCAUUGACUGAGACGGCUGGCGUUGGAAAAGUUGCAACUAAAAAUUUCCUCGUAAAGAAGCGCUAUGAAGUAAAUUUACGAACAAGACAGGAUAAUUUAAAAUAAUUAUUCCUCUCACUGGGUACACAUAAGCUUUGUUAACAUCAAAAUACAAUUGCCUCUUCAACCCUCGACUAGAGAGGCAAGCCGUGGCUUGGAUAUUUUAUCCUCGCCAUUUUUUUGACGAUGAAAGUUGAUAAUAAUCUUUAUAAUAGUUUUGUCGGGGUCGAGAAUUUCAAGCUGGGUUGUGAGAGAUCUAAUCAGCAAGAUAAACCCGCUAUCGGGAGACUCAUGCAAUUUUGUCUCGGCUGAAAAGUUUGAAAAAUCUCUGAAGAAGUAAUUUCAGUGUCGAAGAUACAACGAACUUCAUUUGCUAUAUUCUACACCGCUGGUUUGAAUUAUUUUAACCCCAGGUUUCCGUCGAAAAAAUUUGAUCUGAAGCUUUGUUAGGUGAAUAUGUUGUGCGAAUUUGGUUUAGAAAAAUUAUAGCCUUGAAAUUCUUUCUUUUACAGACUACCAGAAGUACGACAGAGGACCAACUUCCUUGAGCCAUGGCUACAUCAAGUGACUUCGAGGAGCGUAAAUUGCGCAAGCUUAGCCCCGUCGAGAAAUUGAUCCAGUUUUGCCACGAUCAUACAGUAAAUGUGACGGUUUACUGCCUAACAAUUGCGACUCGGAGCCCUUUACAACGAAGCUCAGUGCACUCUGCCCUCCUGCACUUGUACAGGAAACUGCCAAAUUUGCGAGUGUGCAUCGACGAGGACAGAAAUGGCGAGCUUUGGCUGUGUCAAGAAAACAUACUUCUCAAGUGGCUGACUUCCCCUGAGGAUUUCGACAUUGUGUACAUUGGGGAGACCCGCAAGCCCCACGAUGCGAGGGUGGGGCCGUUAUGGCGCGUGACGGACAUGCCAGCUCAGAAGGGCCGAAUCCUGACACAGAAUUCAAGCAUCAUUAUAGAGUGAUGUUCGG